Molecule: messenger RNA, 2082 nt
Organism: Hydractinia symbiolongicarpus
Lineage: Eukaryota; Metazoa; Cnidaria; Hydrozoa; Anthoathecata; Hydractiniidae
Product: chitooligosaccharidolytic beta-N-acetylglucosaminidase-like
Exons: 5
Coding region: 138-2024 (628 amino acids)
Biological process (GO): carbohydrate metabolic process; ganglioside catabolic process; glycosaminoglycan metabolic process
Cellular component (GO): membrane
Molecular function (GO): beta-N-acetylhexosaminidase activity
Source: RefSeq, a predicted model, not a curated record
UUUUUUGUCUCAGAAAAAUUCUCUGAAACCCAAUAAGUAGCAUUUUUAGCAAAAUAGAGAUCGCGUGGAAUUUCUACUGCUGUAAAAGAUUUUAGAUUUUGACCUAUGUAAUUAACGUCAGUAGAUCUGAAAUCAACAUGAUAUUAUUGUAUGUACUGUUUGUUUUUGGUGUAGUUGUUAGUGCAAGUGGCGAUUCCUGUACGAGUUCUGGUGUGUGGACUUGGCAAUGCAAACAAGAACGAUGCGUCAAGGCUGAGACAACUGCUGUUUCACCUAGAGUCGAACUGAACACAUGCAAGCUAACAUGUGGGAAGUAUUCCAUGCUCUUUCCCAAACCAUCCGGAUACACAUCCCUUGGGAAAAACACCGUCCCCUUUGUGCCUAUUCGUGUGAAGCUUGAUAGAAUCAGAUGCUUGAAAGGAGUAUGUUCUCAUGGCGUUAAAUGGUUGAUCAAUAACGCUUAUAAUGUCUUUCAAAGAGAACUUCAAACUACGUAUAACAAAGUUUCGUUGAACACUCAACAAAGUAUUAAAUGUACGCAGGAAGCACAGCAGAGAGAGGUCAGAAUAAAUCUCAUUCUUCAAUCCGACGUCACGAAGCUUACCAUUGAAACCGACGAGAGUUAUUCUCUGAAAAUUACCACGACGACAAAAGCAGUUGUUGUAGCAAUAUCUGCUAAGACUUUCUUCGGCGCAAGACAUGGUCUGGAAACAGUGAGUCAACUAACGGCAUACAGCGAAUCCCAUGACGCUCUUCAAAUCGUUAGCGAAGCCGACAUUAGAAAUGAUAAACCAGCGUAUCCGUAUCGAGGACUUCUAUUGGAUACAAGUAGAAACUUUUUCUCCGUGGAUAACAUCAUGAGAUUGAUUAGUGCAAUGUCUUACAAUAAAAUGAACACAUUGCAUUGGCACAUCACCGAUACUCACAGUUUUCCCAUCGAAAUCAAGUCGCAACCGGAGAUGCUUCAGUACGGAGCCUAUUCUCCCAGGCAUGUAUAUACGCAUAAAGACAUCCGCAAAAUCGUAGACCAUGCAAAGGUGAGAGGCGUGAGAGUAAUGCCUGAAUUUGACGAACCUGCUCAUUGUGGAGAAGGCUGGCAAUGGGGACCUAAAGCCGGGUUAGGAAAUUUAGCUGUUUGUGUCAACAAGGAACCAUGGCAGAAAUACUGCGUUGAACCACCAUGUGGGCAGUUAAAUCCCACCAACGAUAAUGUAUAUGAUGUACUAGCGAAAAUCUACAAAGAGUACCUGGAUUUGUUUGAUCCGGAUUUAUUUCAUGCGGGCGGAGAUGAAAUCAACAUAAACUGUUGGAACACUACCAAGGAGAUCACUGAUUGGUUAAAAACGAACUAUGGUGGUGUCACUGAGAAGAACUUUAUGGACAUGUGGGGGAUGUUUUUAAAGAAAUCAUCUGACAAGCUAUACAAAGAGUUUAAAGGCAAAGAUUUGCCAAUGAUAUUGUGGACCAGCAAGAUGACAACAGAUAAGUAUCUCACCAAAUACCUUGACCCAAAGAAGCACAUUAUUCAAAUAUGGACAGGCACAAAGAAUGGACAAAUCGCUGACAUUGUCCAAAAUGGAUUUCGUACAAUAUUUUCUACUUAUGAUACUUUAUACCUGGAUUGUGGCUAUGGAAACUGGCUUGUAAAGGGUAACAACUGGUGCUCGCCGUAUAAAGACUGGAAACUUUUAUAUGAGAAUGAUCCUGUGAAAAUUCUUCAAACGUUUGGAGUGACUGUUACUGAUCAAAUGCGAAAAACUAUACUUGGACAAGAAGCAGCCAUGUGGUCGGAACAGGUUGAUGGUCAAACAUCAGAAGGCAAAAUCUGGCCACGAACAGCUGCACUUGCUGAGCGCUUGUGGUCGAAUCCGAAGCAUGACUGGCGUGGUGCUGAAUACAGGUUGAUUUUCCAUCGUGAAAGAAUGAUUGAAAGAGGGAUACAAGCCGAUGCAUUGCAGCCCUUGUGGUGUGAGCAGAAUGCUGGACAUUGUUAUUACGAUCCAAAUAUUAAAGGAGAACAUUAAAAAGAAAUGUACCAUUGAAUGUCUGAACGUAAAAUAUAUACAUUUGCUACAUUAAAAA